Messenger RNA from Peromyscus californicus insignis, 7204 nucleotides. It is a transcript of the gene Nalcn, whose product is annotated as sodium leak channel, non-selective. The coding region runs from base 359 to 5671 and encodes 1770 amino acids. Gene Ontology annotation, molecular function: monoatomic cation channel activity. Lineage: Eukaryota; Metazoa; Chordata; Mammalia; Rodentia; Cricetidae. Gene Ontology annotation, cellular component: membrane. The record is from RefSeq and is a predicted model, not a curated record. Gene Ontology annotation, biological process: monoatomic ion transport; transmembrane transport. The transcript has 45 exons.
AGCCACCUGCAAAUACGGACCCUGGCACUGGCAACCAGCUGCGGCGCCGCCUUGAGCAUCCUCUGUAGCUUGCGCAGCAAAGCCAACUGCAAAAGGCAAGCGAAUAAACGCAAGGCCAGGACCCCCGCAGCAUUCCUCGAGCCCCUCGCCUUUGCAGCGGAUGCUAGUGCAGGACUAGCACGGAGCUGACUGAGCCUCCGUAGGUGAGGGGCCACGUCCCCGCUGGCCCAGACCGGCGCGAUCCGCAUGAUGCCACCCGCUGCCGGCGCCGCCACAGCUCCAGCCCCAGCACCGUGACUGCUCAACGCGGCGGUUACAGACUUUGGUUUUGUACUUGCCUUCCAAAGCUAACUUCAACAUGCUCAAAAGGAAACAAAGCUCCAGGGUGGAAGCUCAGCCAGUUACUGACUUUGGUCCUGAUGAAUCUCUGUCAGACAACGCUGACAUACUUUGGAUUAAUAAGCCAUGGGUACACUCUCUGCUUCGCAUCUGUGCCAUCAUCAGUGUCAUCUCAGUGUGCAUGAACACACCCAUGACCUUCGAGCACUAUCCUCCUCUUCAGUAUGUGACCUUCACCUUGGACACUUUAUUGAUGUUUCUCUAUACUGCAGAGAUGAUAGCAAAAAUGCACAUCCGGGGUAUUGUCAAGGGUGAUAGCUCCUAUGUGAAGGAUCGUUGGUGUGUUUUUGAUGGAUUCAUGGUCUUUUGCCUUUGGGUUUCCCUUGUGUUACAGGUGUUUGAAAUAGCUGACAUAGUUGAUCAGAUGUCACCUUGGGGCAUGCUGCGGAUCCCACGGCCACUCAUUAUGAUCCGGGCUUUCAGGAUUUAUUUCCGAUUUGAACUGCCAAGGACCAGAAUUACAAAUAUUUUAAAGCGGUCAGGAGAACAAAUUUGGAGUGUUUCAAUUUUCCUCCUUUUUUUCCUUCUUCUGUAUGGAAUUUUAGGAGUUCAAAUGUUUGGAACAUUUACUUACCACUGUGUUGUGAAUGACACAAAGCCGGGGAACGUAACCUGGAAUAGCUUAGCUAUCCCAGAUACACACUGCUCCCCAGAGCUAGAAGAAGGCUACCAGUGCCCCCCAGGAUUUAAAUGCAUGGACCUGGAAGACCUGGGACUUAGCAGGCAAGAGCUGGGCUACAGUGGCUUUAAUGAGAUAGGCACGAGUAUAUUCACAGUCUACGAGGCUUCAUCUCAGGAAGGCUGGGUGUUCCUCAUGUACAGAGCAAUCGACAGCUUCCCCCGCUGGCGUUCCUACUUCUACUUCAUCACUCUGAUUUUCUUCCUUGCCUGGCUUGUUAAGAAUGUGUUUAUUGCUGUCAUAAUUGAGACAUUUGCAGAAAUCAGAGUACAAUUUCAACAAAUGUGGGGAACUCGGAGCAGCACAACUUCCACUGCAACCACACAGAUGUUCCAUGAAGACGCUGCUGGUGGUUGGCAGCUGGUAGCUGUGGAUGUCAACAAGCCGCAGGGACGUGCCCCAGCCUGCCUACAGAAAAUGAUGCGGUCAUCUGUCUUCCACAUGUUUAUCCUGAGCAUGGUGACUGUGGACGUGAUAGUCGCAGCCAGCAACUACUACAAGGGAGAGAACUUCAGAAGGCAGUAUGAUGAAUUCUAUCUUGCGGAGGUAGCUUUUACAGUUCUUUUUGACCUGGAAGCACUUCUGAAGAUAUGGUGCUUGGGAUUUACUGGCUAUAUCAGCUCAUCUCUCCACAAGUUUGAACUACUGCUUGUUAUUGGAACCACCCUCCAUGUGUACCCAGAUCUUUAUCAUUCUCAGUUCACAUACUUCCAGGUUCUUCGGGUGGUCCGGCUUAUUAAGAUUUCACCUGCAUUGGAAGACUUUGUGUACAAGAUAUUUGGUCCUGGAAAAAAGCUUGGAAGCUUGGUGGUGUUCACUGCCAGCCUCUUGAUUGUUAUGUCAGCCAUUAGUUUGCAGAUGUUCUGCUUCGUUGAAGAACUGGACAGAUUCACCACAUUUCCAAGGGCAUUUAUGUCCAUGUUCCAGAUCCUGACCCAGGAAGGAUGGGUGGAUGUGAUGGAUCAGACUCUAAAUGCUGUAGGACAUAUGUGGGCACCAGUGGUUGCCAUCUAUUUCAUACUCUAUCAUCUUUUUGCAACUCUGAUCCUCCUGAGUUUGUUUGUUGCUGUUAUUUUGGACAACUUAGAACUUGAUGAAGAUCUAAAGAAGCUCAAACAAUUAAAGCAAAGCGAAGCAAAUGCGGACACCAAAGAAAAACUUCCUUUGCGCUUGAGAAUCUUUGAAAAAUUCCCAAACAGACCACAAAUGGUGAAAAUCUCAAAACUUCCUUCAGAUUUUACAGUUCCUAAGAUCAGGGAAAGCUUCAUGAAGCAGUUCAUUGACCGCCAGCAACAGGACACCUGCUGUCUCUUCAGAAUCCUCCCUUCUACCUCUUCCUCAUCAUCUGAUAAUCCCAAGCGGCCCACAGCUGAAGACAACAAAUACAUUGAUCAAAAACUCCGCAAGUCUGUUUUCAGCAUCAGGGCGAGGAACCUUCUGGAAAAGGAGACGGCAGUCACAAAAAUCUUAAGAGCUUGCACUCGACAGCGCAUGCUGAGUGGAUCAUUCGAGGGGCAGCCAGCAAAGGAGAGGUCAAUCCUUAGUGUGCAGCAUCACAUCCGCCAGGAGCGCAGGUCACUAAGACAUGGAUCCAACAGCCAGAGGAUCAGCAGGGGCAAAUCUCUUGAAACUUUAACUCAAGACCACUCAAAUACAGUGCGGUACAGAAAUGCACAAAGAGAAGACAGUGAAAUAAAGAUGAUCCAGGAGAAGAAGGAGCAAGCAGAGAUGAAAAGGAAAGUGCAAGAAGAGGAACUUCGAGAGAACCACCCAUACUUCGACAAGCCACUCUUCAUUGUGGGGCGGGAGCACAGAUUCAGAAACUUCUGCCGUGUGGUGGUCCGAGCACGCUUCAAUGCAUCGAAAACAGACCCUGUCACAGGAGCUGUGAAAAACACAAAGUACCACCAACUUUAUGAUUUGCUGGGACUGGUCACUUACCUGGACUGGGUCAUGAUCACCGUAACCAUCUGUUCUUGCAUUUCCAUGAUGUUUGAAUCCCCUUUCCGGAGAGUCAUGCAUGCACCCACUUUACAGAUUGCUGAGUAUGUGUUUGUGAUAUUCAUGAGCAUUGAGCUUAAUCUGAAGAUUAUGGCAGAUGGCUUGUUUUUCACUCCAACUGCUGUCAUCAGGGACUUUGGUGGUGUCAUGGAUAUAUUUAUCUAUCUCGUGAGUCUGAUAUUUCUUUGUUGGAUGCCUCAAAAUGUGCCUGCUGAAUCAGGAGCCCAACUUCUGAUGGUUCUUCGGUGCUUAAGACCUCUGCGAAUAUUCAAAUUGGUGCCCCAAAUGAGAAAAGUUGUUCGAGAACUUUUCAGUGGCUUCAAGGAAAUUUUUUUGGUCUCCAUUCUGUUGUUGACACUGAUGCUUGUUUUUGCAAGCUUUGGGGUUCAACUCUUUGCUGGAAAGCUAGCCAAGUGCAAUGAUCCCAACAUUAUCAGAAGGGAAGACUGUAAUGGCAUCUUCAGAAUUAAUGUAAGUGUGUCCAAGAACUUAAAUUUGAAAUUAAGACCAGGAGAGAAAAAGCCUGGAUUUUGGGUGCCCCGUGUUUGGGCAAAUCCUCGGAACUUUAACUUUGACAAUGUGGGAAAUGCCAUGCUAGCCUUGUUUGAAGUUCUGUCCUUGAAAGGCUGGGUAGAAGUGAGAGAUGUCAUUAUUCAUCGUGUGGGGCCGAUCCAUGGAAUCUAUAUCCAUGUUUUCGUGUUCCUGGGUUGCAUGAUUGGACUGACACUUUUUGUUGGUGUAGUUAUUGCUAACUUCAAUGAAAACAAGGGGACGGCUUUGCUGACGGUAGAUCAGAGAAGAUGGGAAGAUCUCAAGAGCAGACUGAAGAUCGCACAGCCUCUUCAUCUCCCACCUCGGCCCGAUAAUGAUGGUUUUAGAGCUAAAAUGUAUGACAUAACCCAGCAUCCGUUUUUUAAGAGGACCAUCGCAUUGCUGGUUCUGGCACAGUCUGUGUUGCUAUCUGUCAAGUGGGACGUCGAGGACCCCGUGACCGUUCCUUUGGCAACAAUGUCAGUUGUCUUCACCUUCAUCUUUGUCUUAGAGGUUACAAUGAAGAUUAUAGCAAUGUCACCAGCUGGGUUCUGGCAAAGCAGAAGAAACAGAUACGAUCUCUUGGUGACAUCUCUUGGUGUUGUGUGGGUGGUGCUUCACUUUGCUCUGCUGAAUGCAUACACCUACAUGAUGGGAGCCUGUGUGAUUGUCUUUAGAUUUUUCUCCAUCUGUGGAAAGCAUGUGACAUUAAAGAUGCUCCUUCUGACCGUGGUUGUCAGCAUGUACAAGAGCUUCUUUAUAAUCGUAGGAAUGUUCCUCUUGCUGCUGUGCUAUGCCUUUGCUGGGGUUGUUCUGUUUGGUACUGUGAAAUAUGGAGAGAACAUAAACAGGCAUGCUAAUUUUUCUUCAGCUGGCAAAGCCAUUACUGUAUUAUUCCGAAUCGUAACAGGGGAAGACUGGAACAAGAUUAUGCAUGAUUGUAUGGUUCAGCCUCCAUUUUGUACUCCAGAUGAAUUUACAUACUGGGCAACAGACUGUGGCAAUUACGCAGGGGCACUUAUGUACUUCUGCUCAUUCUAUGUCAUCAUCGCCUACAUCAUGCUGAAUCUGCUUGUAGCCAUAAUUGUGGAGAAUUUUUCCUUGUUUUAUUCCACUGAAGAGGACCAGCUUUUAAGUUACAAUGAUCUUCGCCAUUUUCAAAUCAUAUGGAACAUGGUGGAUGAUAAAAGAGAGGGUGUGAUCCCUACCUUCCGAGUGAAGUUCCUGUUAAGGUUGCUACGUGGAAGGCUGGAAGUGGAUCUUGACAAAGACAAGCUCCUAUUUAAGCACAUGUGCUAUGAGAUGGAGAGGCUACACAAUGGUGGUGAUGUCACUUUCCAUGAUGUCUUGAGCAUGCUCUCCUACCGCUCUGUGGACAUCAGGAAGAGCCUGCAGCUGGAGGAGCUGCUGGCAAGGGAGCAGCUGGAGUAUACCAUAGAGGAGGAGGUGGCUAAGCAGACCAUUCGCAUGUGGCUGAAGAAGUGCUUAAAACGCAUCAGGGCUAAACAGCAGCAGUCAUGCAGCAUCAUCCACAGCCUGAGAGAGAGCCAGCAGCAAGAGCUGAGUCGCUUCCUGAAUCCUCCCAGCAUUGAGACCACCCAGCCAAGCGAGGACACUAAUGCCAACAGCCAGGACCACAAUACGCAACCUGAGACAAGCAGUCAGCAGCAACUCUUGAGCCCUACUCUGUCAGACAGAGGAGGAAGUCGACAGGAUGCGGCAGAUCCUGGAAAACCCCAAAGGAAGUUUGGACAAUGGCGUCUGCCCUCAGCUGCCAUCCCUGAGAAGACGGCACCUGUUAACAAAAUGAGAUGUUACAGCCAAGAUCCAGAAAGAGAGGAGGAAGAGGUUUCCAAGGGCUUCCUGGCUCCCAAACCAAUAAGCCAUUCGGUGUCUUCAGUUAACCUACGGUUUGGAGGAAGGACAGCCAUGAAGUCUGUGGUGUGCAAGAUGAACCCCAUGCCAGACACAGCUUCCUGUGGCUCUGAGGUUAAAAAGUGGUGGACCAGACAGCUGACUGUGGAGAGUGAUGAGAGUGGAGAUGACCUUCUGGAUAUUUAGACAGGAACCAAGACAAAGGAAGUCACAGGGUGAAAACUGUCUAAUAGCUUCCUACAUCAUCCAAAGGGCAAUCUGUAAUUGCUAUAAACUGAAUUUCACCUUGGUAUGGGAUUUUCUAAAUUGAUUUUUGUCCAUUUGUAGGAAUGGUCUAUCAAAACAGUAUGUAUUGUGGAUUACUACCAUGUAUUAAAGACUAUUUGGGGCUAGGGAUAUAGUUCAGUGAAAGAUCACUUAUCCAACAUGUGCGAAGCCCUGUGUUUGAAUCAUAGAAACACAAGAAAAGAAAGAAAAUGUAUAUAAUGUCACUAUUGCUAAUAUUAGAAGCUGCAUCAGUAGUAGCUGUAAAUCAAACAUUCAUAUAUAUUCUGUCUGUGUAAGCUAAGAUGUAGUCAUCUGCUCUCUUGUAUGUUAUCACGGCCUCUCCCAAAGAGUGCUAAGCCCAAAGUGGCCCAUAUUCAUAGUACACGAGUUAUAGUCUAGUUCAUUUUUCCCCAUUUCCAAUAGAAGUAUUUCCCUUGGGAGAAAUUAUUUAUGAUUGAUCUGAAAAGGUCAGCACUGAGCUCAUGCUAAAAUAUAACAGCUUUAAAACUACAGAUUCUGAAUUUUUGAAAGCAUAUUCUUUUUCUCAUGUUAUUUUUAAAAAUAUGCAUGAAGUGUUCAGAAAUCAGAGAAAUUUGAUUUCUGUCUUUGAGUACUCUAAUGAAAGUGUUGCCUGCUUCCAAGAAAGUUGUGUGUUCAGGUCCCAAGUAAAGGAUCUGGCCCCAGACACUAACUGAUAUAAAACAAAUCAGUAGGCAGAUCACUUCAGGGACAUGGGGAGAUAAAAAUUAUUUGAAAUCUUGAAAAAUCCUUUGAAUAACUGAGUUUAGAAAACAGAAUAAAAGUGUUAGACUCAAUUUAGUUAAAAGGUUUACAUUUGAAAGGUUAUCAUGAACUUCAUGGUUUAUCUUUGCUGCAGCCAUUUAGCUAUGAAUCAACUGGACAUUAUGGGUUGGCUCGAAUACAUGGUUGCUGUGCUAGUUUCAAAAUAAUUUCCUUGCUGCCAGAAUCAUGUAUAGAAAUGAUAGAAGGGUGAAAGAACAUCACUCUGAACCCAAUUUGGGAGUACCAUACUUAAUUGUAUUUUUCCCACACAUCAAUGGUCCAUGUCCUCGGGGUAAAUUAGAAAUACAAAAUGACUGGGAAGUACUGGUAGACCCUGGACUGGGCCUCCCCAAGUUGUCAUUGUCAAUUGCAGAUUUGAUGUUCAGAUUAUUUUAAGAGAUUGAGUAUGUAAAAGUUCUCUGACUCCUGGGUUGCUUUAUGAUAUCCCUUUCUCCAUUUAACAUUCUUCAAAUAGCCAAACAUCACAUCCUUUCUAUAUAAAAGAUAUGAUAUUUUGUGACCAUCUAUCGCUUAUAUAGUUACUUGUACCAAUGAGAUAAUAGGCAAUUCAAGUUUGUGCAUCCAGGGGGAUUUUUAUUUGGUUUUAUGUUCACUUGGAAUUUGAGUUUUGUAUAUAAAAACAAAAUAAAUAUUGUAUUUGUAAAAGAA